Messenger RNA from Panicum virgatum (switchgrass), 891 nucleotides. RefSeq lists its product as uncharacterized. The record is from RefSeq and is a predicted model, not a curated record. The transcript has a single exon. Lineage: Eukaryota; Viridiplantae; Streptophyta; Magnoliopsida; Poales; Poaceae. Bases 139 to 852 code for a protein of 237 amino acids. Gene Ontology annotation, biological process: shoot system development; root development.
CCAUGCAAUUGCUUUUGCAGCUCUGCUAUAUAAAGGGAGAAGCCAAGGUCGAGCACCAGCAAACCGCAGCUUCUCUUACCUAAUCUUCUAUAACAUCUCCAUUUCUCCAUAUAUUGCAUCAGAGCUUCAACCCCAAGCAUGGCUUCCCAUCUGACAUCCUCAAGUCUGCCUUCUAGCCCUCGCUCAGACGAAGCCGGAGUUGAGCAGCAGCUUGAGAACUUGAAGACAACAAUCUCUUCACCCUCGGCAACCAUUGACACAAUGUGCCAUGGUUUGAGGAGGCUUAUAAGCAUCUACAAAGGCAUUGAAGAGAUGAUGUGCACACCGAGCAACCAAGUUAGCCUCUGCCAAACCCUGCAAAAGAAGGCAGUAGAGGAAGAGCUUGGACGGUCACUCGUCUUGCUUGACCUCUGCAAUGCCAUGCAGGAAAGCUUCACUGACCUGAAGAUGACUGUACAAGAACUGCUCCUGUCUCUCAAAAGAGGAGACAAUGCAGCUGCUCAAGUCAAGGCAUACAUCCAGUUGGCCAAGAAGACACACAAACAGUUCAAGACAGUCUGCAAAAAGACUACUUCUGAUAAGAAGGAUUGCAGGGUGGUGAAGGUACUGGAAGAAGCAAGAAUCAUCACUACCUUGCUGUUUGAAUCCACAUCGUGCCUCUUGUCAAAGCAAUUUGAGAUGCCCAAGUGGUCUAUUAUCUCCAAAACAUUCCAGAAGGGAAAAUUAGUGUGCGAAGAGGAGCAAUUGCAGGCAUUAGAGUGCAGUAUCAGAGAUCUAGAGAGCAGAGCUGAGCUUCUGUUCAGGAGAUUGAUCCAGUGCAGAGUUUCUCUUCUGAAUACUCUUAGCUCAUAGAUACCCCCAAGCUCCAAUCCCUUGUGAUUGGCAUCCACC